UCUGGGUGCUCAUGAUGGUUGAAGACAAAAAGACACACGGAGAAAGCCAGCUGACUCGAUAUGUUGUAGGAGGUAAAGCUCUUGAGCUGGAGAAUGGCUAGAAAAACGAGUAUCGGAACUGAAUUUCAGCUUCUAGGAUUUACCCUUUCUUUCCUUAUUUAUCCCUUUGCCCUCGGCCUUUUCUUAAAUUUCGGAUAUGUCGCCCUAGUGAAUUGGUUGCUUCUCGAUCCAUAUUGGGUAGCUUGGUAGGAGGUAUCGACGUAAGUACUAAGGUAUGGGGUAGAGGAGGCGGGGU
Messenger RNA from Aspergillus welwitschiae, 295 nucleotides. RefSeq lists its product as uncharacterized. The record is from RefSeq and is a predicted model, not a curated record. The transcript has a single exon. The coding region runs from base 94 to 249 and encodes 51 amino acids. NCBI's taxonomy places the organism in Eukaryota, Fungi, Ascomycota, Eurotiomycetes, Eurotiales, Aspergillaceae.